This is a messenger RNA of Odontomachus brunneus, 2856 nucleotides long. RefSeq lists its product as uncharacterized. The transcript has 9 exons. Bases 436 to 2718 code for a protein of 760 amino acids. The record is from RefSeq and is a predicted model, not a curated record. NCBI's taxonomy places the organism in Eukaryota, Metazoa, Arthropoda, Insecta, Hymenoptera, Formicidae.
GACUUUUGUUCUUUAUUUGCUAACGGGAAGUGGAAGAUCCUCUAACCUAACGAUGAAUUCUAUUACUGCAGGAUGAAAAUUCGAGCAAGAUAGGCUUCAAGGCCACUCGAACGAAGUAUAUGCGUGUUUUGCGAACAACUUUAUCGUAGGCGAUAGGCUCUCCGUAGGCGUGUGCGUAAUAGUGCUCCUGGGUGUGUUCGGUUUCGCAUGACACACGCAUUGAGGUUAUGUCGCGCGUGCGAUGCUCUGACAGCGGCGUUUUCGGUCGCGUUUCAGGACACGAGAGUACGUCCAGCGGGAAGCUUAUAACAUGAUAAACCUUUUCCUCGAAGAUAACGAUGCCUGGUGUUACUGGGCUGUCUCGAUCGGCGCUCUGCUGUCGUUCCUUGGUUUCGUCGUCGCCUGUAUCUGCAGCUGUCGACGUAACGAAAACAAAUGUGUAUAUCUGCAUAUUUCGUAUUUGUUGUACAACUGCGAUCGUAUUAUGACAGGAAUGAGUUUCUGGGGCUCGCUGGUAUGGUAACACUGAAUAAUUCCGAAACAGAUGGUUUCAACAGAGUUCCGACAGUGGAUAUAUCCCAAGUUGUUGUGCAGGAUGUCAGCGAUGGUGGAAAAAGGACUACAAGUGCCAAUAGAAGUCUUCCGGAUAUUCCAAAGGACAAGAGCAGAGAACAUGAAGAUAUAGCCGAGUCAGUACCUCAGGAUAUUUAUGAGACCACCGAGACCAUGGGGGACCAUUCAGAGCUCUACGCUACAGUCCAAGACACAGGACAAGAACAGAUAUCUGAGAGAGAAACGCAAGAGGUUUCUCAACAAAGUUCUAUGACACAAGACACAUCUCAUCAAUACGCAAGAUUUGCGUCUCCCAUCUCUGACAAUGUUGAACACCCGUACGCACAACUUCAAAGUGUUCAGAAAACUGAGGCUAGUCAAGUAAAUAGAAAUAAUGUUAAUCAAGCCGCGAACAUCGAAAAGCCGUCGACGUCGGCCAUGGGUCAAUCGAGCGGAAAUCCAGUAGCGCCGCCGCGUACCCGCCGAUCGUCUUCGCAUAAUUCGCUCCUCAGCUCCGACUCUCAUUGCGACAUCCAGGCCGCCAACGCUAUCACCGGUGGUGUACAGGCUAAUCAAGACUUACCCUACAUGACGCCGCCUCUCUUAAUGCUGCUGCCGCACCCGCCGCAGCCCCAGCACAAUAGUCCGCAGCAGCAUUUCAGUGGUGACUCCCAAGACUCAAAGGGAUAUACGAGCAUAAGCGUCAGGGAGCCAUUAGCUAAUAUAAUCGCACAGACCAAAGCAGCAUAUAGACAAAACCAAUCGACUCGGCCAAUCACCGACCCUCAUUACGCUACUGUCUCCGACGACUCAGAUGAAAUGUACGCUGCGAUUGAUGAACAAGAUAAGGUGUAUACCAGUGGCAGUGAAACAUAUGCACAAAUUCAACCGACGAUGUUGGAAGUACAAAGAGUAGCGCAACAUGAUCAGACGGUAUUUUGUCAGCCCCCUUCCCGCGCGGAAGAGACACACACUGCUCCACAACCGCCGAGCGUCGAUAGUUUGCGUCAUGUCGCGCACGCCCACUCUAGACAAGCAUCAUCGUCUAGUGCCAACAGUUCCAUCAUCAAUCCUGGAUCUCCUAAACCCGAGAAACGUCAAGCGAAUUCUCCAUUACCGCCACCGCCUGAGGCAAGCGCAGAGAUGUACGCGUCCGUUGACAAGAAAGGCAAAGUCGACGAUCGAUCGCGGUCCUCUCUGUCGGUGGGUAAGUCACUCGAGGACAUGUACGCGAAGGUGAUGAAGAAGAAGAGGGAGGUGGAGGAACAAAACGACAUUCACCCGGCCUCUAACAACGUUCUAUAUCCGGAAGCAACUGCCUGUAGGAAACUAAGUCUGAUAGAGAUUAGCCGGGCGUCGUGGUGCAGCCACGAAUCCGUAGAGAUCCAGAAGAAGGAACCAGAUCCUGCGCACUACCCCGCCACCGCAGCCGGCACAGCGACAAACUUCCACACCGAAGGCGAUAAUAAUUCCUCGAGAUUGCCUAAAGCCGACGCGACGGACGCCGUCGUUCUGUCGCACUUGGAGAUCGAUCAUGGCUACGAGGCGGUCGACAAUUCCAACAACGCUAAGAGAAGUUUCUCGGCGAAAGGCGCAACGUCAUCAAAUUCUAACUCCGACCCGAAUUACGAGAUGUUGCGCCCGCAGUGCUCACGAGAAAGCGAUUAUCAAACGACCGGCGGCGGCACGAUGUCAAUCAGAGACUGUACGGAGGCGUAUGCUGUGCCGUUCAAGCACAGACAAGUGAGCAACGCCAGUAGCGAGGAUCCCGGCUACGAGAAGGUGAGACUGCGAAGGCGCGUCGAGUUGGAUCAGGACACGGAUUCCGAACCCAACUAUGAGAGUAUGCCUCAUGACACGGGCGAGCCGAACUACGCAUCUGUGUGCCGACCCGGUGACAGCGACACGGAUCCCAAUUACGAGUCCGUGUGUCACGGUGACCCGAACUACGAGAGCGUUAAGUACAUGAGUGUGACGCAGAACGAGGAGCCGCCAUAUGAGCAGGUAAACAACUUUCUGUCGGACGCGAACGCGGAUGGCUACGAGAAGGUGAAGGACAAGAAAACGACGGAGAAUGAGACGGAUUACGAGAAGAUCAAUGUAGGCAAUUCUAUGGAACGAAUGAGCAACGGCGACACCGACGACGAACAGUACGUUCAGGUGUAACGCGUUUCGGGCGGUCGAAAUUGAUCGACGAUUCGCCGCGUGCGUGAUAAUCAAACGACUUUACGAAUCUGUGCUUUUUGGCUGAACUAGCAAUUGCACUUUUUGCCUUUAAGUGAAGUAGGUAUGUACAGGAUGUUU